Messenger RNA from Funneliformis geosporum, 1587 nucleotides. The record is from the annotation of a GenBank genome assembly. NCBI's taxonomy places the organism in Eukaryota, Fungi, Glomeromycota, Glomeromycetes, Glomerales, Glomeraceae.
AUGUCAUCGCUCAAUUCUGAUGAUACAACAAACUCUGAUAAUGAUCCAAUGGUCAUUCUCUACCACAAUCAUUCAUAUUGCGACUGGAGAGUAACAUUAUUGUGUGAAGAUGGUCAAAUGUAUAAAUCAUUAUACGCAUUAAAUUUCAUCAUAAUAUUGUUGAUUGCAACUGGAUGUAUGAUAUUACUUUGGUAUAGAAUCAAUCGACAAGGAUGUUCUAUAUUCUUCCCAAAAAUACCUGGAACCGGUUUCAUUAGACCAAAUCCCGUUGAAGGAUUUCUGAUUUGGGUAAUAUUUUGGAUGAUUGGAAGGUUAUUAUUCAUCAUAAUUAUUUGGACGGAUUCAUUUGAUAAUAAUUAUAUGAUACGAGAAAGUUAUGCAUGGUUCGUUAUUGGAACAUAUUUACAAAUCGGAAGUCAUUUAAAUUCAAGGCAAAGACCAUGGCGUCCAAAUAGUAAAUUAACUGAUAGAUAUCUUUUAUUGGUAACAAUAAUAUCACCAAUAACGAUAUGCCCAAUUACGAUUGCAAGUGGUUAUUUUAGAGAUAAUACAAAUAACAGAGAAGCAGAUAUAUUAUUAUCAACAAAAGAUGUAUUAUGGGCUUUGUGGAGUGGAUUUGGGGCAUUGGGAGUAUGUUAUUUUGGUAAAGAAUUAUGUCAUGUCUUAAGAUAUCAUAUUAAUUUCGCAAAAAGAAGUAAUCAUAUCACAAUCGCAAGAGUGGAAAGAAUGCAAACUGGUUUGGAAAAGAUUAAGUUUACUUUAUAUAUUAUAUUGGCGACUAAUCUAUAUUUUAUCAUAUAUUAUCUAAUUUCUUCCAUAUUUCGCGUAUGGAUAAUUACACAUUCUAAGCCAUUAAAUAUAUUCAUGUUUUUAACUUACGCUUUUUUAACCCCUAUUUGCAUUAUAUUUGUCGUAGCCACAAUAAGCUUAAGAACAAUACAAAGUUAUAAAAAAGAAAUAUUAUUAUCCACCAAAUUAUCGAAAAAUAAUACACUUAAUUCAAUGAUUGAGAAAAACAUAAAUAUAAAUAAUAAUAAGAGAAUUAAUUCAAUUUAUUCUCAUAAGAGGUCAUUGUCAGCUAGUAAUAAUUUACAUAGUAAACGAUCAGUUUUGACUAUUAACGGAACAGAAAAACAAAUCCUUCCUACGCCAGAAAUACCUGAAUUGUAUUCAAUUACUUCUGCAAUUGCUGCUAUGGAUUAUUUGAUAGAACCAAAUAUUUUACCUUUUUCUUCUUCAACGGAUUAUUAUAAUAUGUCUGAUCAACACCAAUUUGACGACUUUGUUGCUUACACUCAAUUUAACAAUGACGUUAAAUUACAAGUAGAAGAAAUUGGAAAGAGAGAAUCCGGAAUUGGAGAAAUAGAUGGUUAUCAAGAAUUACCUUCGAUGACGAAUGGAUUAACUUCUAACAUAACUUCUAUUAUGUCUUCUGGGAUUAAUGAAUUAGACGAAGAAAAAAAUGAUCAUAAUUUGUUAAAACAACCUGAAAAGGUUGUCGUGAGACCUGGUUCUCCUACUAUUCCUAUUUAUUCUCCAAACAAUCAUAAUGAUGAUAAUGAUAAUGGAUUGGAUCAAGCGUUAUGA